AUGGUCUCCAUGUCCACGAGACCUCUCACUGAAGGCGAAUGGAAGCCCAACUGGAUGGACAACAUUUUUACCGAAAUCUCGGUGCCCCUACCACCAGAACGGAGUAUCAUCAUUCACACACCUCCCUCUUCUCCAUCAUCUCAAGAACCUCCUGCCAAACGUCUUAAGACUUUUGUGGAUAAAGGUAAGACUAUCAUUGACCUUGACCCCGAACCUAGCCCCUGUUCUAGCCCUGCUCCUGCGCCCGCACCUCUCAACAUUCAGGCGCCCCCUUCCGACGAAGCUGGACCUUCCACUCGACACCCUUCUCCGCCACCGCUAUCCACCUCGAGAUCGCCACCGCCUACCAUUGGUUGGAUUGAUAGCGACCCGGAUGACCUACCACCCUCUCCUCGCCCUCAGCCCAUGAAUGAUUCACCUGAUUCUGAUGGAAUGGAAUCCGACCCUACUGAGGAUUCCUUUCCACCAGAGUUUUAUUUGUAG
This is a messenger RNA of Abrus precatorius (Indian licorice), 483 nucleotides long. Its product is annotated as extensin-like. Lineage: Eukaryota; Viridiplantae; Streptophyta; Magnoliopsida; Fabales; Fabaceae. The transcript has a single exon. Bases 1 to 483 code for a protein of 160 amino acids. The record is from RefSeq and is a predicted model, not a curated record.